UGGACUUCAUUUACCGUAAUUCGCUAAGGAAGGAAACAACCGCAAGCGACUGCCGGCGCUGGCAGUGCAUACUUCCCCCUCCCGGGCCCUCGCACAAUACGAUUCAACAUAAAUACAUAUACAUACACCACCCGCCGUUAUUAUUAUUAUUUACUUUUUUAAGAGAGAUGAUGCAUUAAAUAGUUUUCACACGGCCGGCUUGCUACACAGUCAGCAAUGAAACGGCCGCUUAAGCAGCGACAGAUAUGAAUUCGUGCCGUUAUUCGUGAUUGACAGGCAGAACGUCAUGUUGGGACUAAGCAUUUGGUGCACCAAUCUAAAUCUAAGCAGCCGCAGCUUGGCCAUAGUCCUGAUUGUCACAUUGACACUUGUUUAUUUCUCGUAUAGCUUUAAUGCCUGUCUUUUGGCAAGCAUAAGCCGCACUUUGCAGCAGAGCAACUUGCGCAAUUUGCUGUCCCUAACAACACCGCCACAGUCGCAGGAUAAGACCAUUGCCCUUAAUGGCAGUAGCACUAGCAGCAGCAGCAGCAGCAGCUCCAGCACAACCAAUAUAGAUGGCUCCGACUCACUCUUUUCAAAUAGUAGCUCGGAUGGUGCUUCGCCAAAAUAUCAAUUGCUACGCCAGCAAGGAUUACGUCCGCUACGCAAUUUGCCCUCGACGCUUAUCAUUGGUGUAAAGAAGAGCGGAACUCGAGCCCUGCUCGAGUUUAUCCGUUUGCAUCCGGAUGUACGUGCUGCCGGUUCGGAAGUACAUUUCUUCGACCGACAUUAUCAACGCGGUCUUCGGUGGUAUCGUCAUCACAUGCCCUACACCAUUGAGGGCCAAAUAACUAUGGAAAAGACACCGAGUUAUUUUGUGACCAAGGAAGUGCCGCAGCGUGUCCAUCACAUGAACGUGUCCACAAAAUUGUUGAUUGUGGUACGUGAUCCUGUGACUCGGGCCAUCUCUGAUUACACUCAGGCGGCUAGCAAAAAGGCUGAUAUGAAACGAUUCGAACAGUUGGCUUUUGUCAAUGGCAGUUAUUCGGUGGUGGACACCAAUUGGGGCCCAGUUAAAAUCGGUGUUUACGCUCGCUAUUUAGAGCGUUGGCUACUUUACUUUCCACUAUCGCAGUUACUAUUUAUCAGUGGCGAACGACUGAUUAUGGAUCCCGCAUAUGAGAUCGGCAGAGUACAGGACUUUUUGGGCCUGAAACGUGUGGUCACCGAGAAGCAUUUCUAUUUUAAUGCAACCAAGGGCUUUCCAUGCCUCUUCAAAUCGGAGGCACGAUCAACCCCACAUUGUUUGGGCAAAACGAAGGGCCGUAAUCAUCCGCAUAUCGAUCCCAAUGCUAUCGAACGACUGAGAGAGUUUUAUAGGCCGUUUAACAAUAAGUUCUAUCAAUUAACCGGCAUCAAUUUUGCCUGGCCAUAGCCAGGUGCCAAAUGAUUAGCGGAUAUUAUGAUUCGGAUCCUCCCAAGUGGAGACAUGUUGUUGUGUUGCUCCAUUUGCAACAGACUGAUAUUGUUGAAUUGCAUUUUUUGAUACAUACCAUUAUACUUACUUACA
Molecule: messenger RNA, 1549 nt
Organism: Drosophila willistoni
Lineage: Eukaryota; Metazoa; Arthropoda; Insecta; Diptera; Drosophilidae
Gene: Hs3st-B
Product: heparan sulfate glucosamine 3-O-sulfotransferase 6
Exons: 3
Coding region: 287-1414 (375 amino acids)
Molecular function (GO): [heparan sulfate]-glucosamine 3-sulfotransferase activity
Source: RefSeq, a predicted model, not a curated record